UCUCGUCAUGAAGACUUGCUUUAACCCAAAUCGAGUGAUUAAUUUGUCAAGUGAUCUUCAGCAAGUGGGGGCAGCUUCUGUUCAGAUUCAGGAUACCCUGAGCACAGUACUACAGUAUGCAGAAGAUGUGCUGUCUGGGAAAGUGACUGCUGACAACACUGUUGGUCGCUUCCUGAUGGAUCUUGUUAAUCAAGUUCCAAAAAUUUCGCCAGAGGACUUUGAGACUAUGUUGAACAGCAACAUCAAUGACCUGCUGAUGGUAACCUAUUUGGCAAAUCUUACCCAGUCGCAGAUUGCACUCAAUGAAAAAAUCUUAAACCUGUAAUGAAAUCUUAACCAUCUAUUAACAAGACCACCUAAAGAAACAGUGGAACUUCUUUGCACAGUCUAGACUUUGUAAUUGGAUCCUAUCUUCUGAAGUGACUGCUGAAUUAAUCUUUCUCAUCACUUUUUUUCCUCUUCUAAGUAUGAUCAGAAAGGUGAUGAUCAUUAAAAACCAUCAAGGAAUUGCUAAG
Molecule: messenger RNA, 515 nt
Organism: Protobothrops mucrosquamatus (brown spotted pit viper)
Lineage: Eukaryota; Metazoa; Chordata; Lepidosauria; Squamata; Viperidae
Product: eukaryotic translation initiation factor 3 subunit F-like
Exons: 3
Coding region: 8-325 (105 amino acids)
Biological process (GO): translational initiation
Cellular component (GO): eukaryotic translation initiation factor 3 complex, eIF3m
Molecular function (GO): translation initiation factor activity; translation initiation factor binding
Source: RefSeq, a predicted model, not a curated record